GAUAAAAAUAUUUGACCACAAUGGAUCUUUGCAGUUUAAGAAGAUGUUUGAAAAGCUGUAUCAGGCUGAUUGGAAGCCCGAAGCACCUGAAAGAUUUGGUGACAUUACUGACCUGACAACUUCUUUGAGCAGCUUAAAGAUUGAAGAAACAAAGAAACAAGCACAAGGGUCGAAAUCAGCACAAAGCUCAAGCAAGGCUCCUCUGACUGCAAGUACAGCAUCGAAACCUACAGCAUACCGUCCACCUCAGGCAAAAGGUUUAGCAGAAGUUCAGCAGAAGCUUUUUGGUGGACUUGCUCCUACAGGGGGAGAGAUGAGCAAGAAUGCAUUGAGAAACAAGAAGCGCAGAGAGAAACAGAAGGAGAAAAAAGCUGCUGAAGCGUCCGGCGCUCCUGCUGAUGAAAGCUGAUCCCCUGGUUCUAUUCCAUCAAUGUGCGUCCACAGACUUAUACAGCAACAAAUAAUUUCUUUCAAUCCGAUGAAAUCAGCUGUUUGUCUCGUGUACGUAUUGGCGUUUACAGUCUAUGAAACUGAUCAUAGUUUGGCACAAACUGUGGCAAAUUUUGAUAGAAUUGUAUUGAGGAUUUGUACUAUAUACAACCAUAUCGGACAGACAGACGUGAGCCUAUCUCAUUUUCCUUAUUUUGUUUUAAAAGAGCAUAAUUUAUGAUUA
Panicum virgatum (switchgrass) is the source of this 673-nucleotide messenger RNA. RefSeq lists its product as uncharacterized. Gene Ontology annotation, molecular function: tRNA binding; ribosome binding; mRNA binding. The record is from RefSeq and is a predicted model, not a curated record. Lineage: Eukaryota; Viridiplantae; Streptophyta; Magnoliopsida; Poales; Poaceae. Gene Ontology annotation, cellular component: cytosolic small ribosomal subunit. Gene Ontology annotation, biological process: translational initiation. The coding region runs from base 44 to 409 and encodes 121 amino acids. The transcript is spliced from 5 exons.